AUGGAUGGAGUAGCAACAGACCCCUCUAAGGUGGAAGCUAUGAUGAAUUGGCCUAUUCCCAAGAACCUCAAUUGGUUGCGAGGAUUUUUGGGGUUAACAGGAUACUAUAGAAGAUUCGUGAAAGAUUAUGGAUCAAUCAGCAAGCCCUUGACCAAUCUAUUGAAAAAGAAUCUAUUCCAGUGGAGUGUAGAAGCUGAAAGAGCUUUCAACAAAUUGAAAGAAGCAAUGAGCAUUGUACCAGUACUGGCCAUGCUAGACCACAAGAAAACUUUUGUCAUUGAAACUGAUGCUAGUAACCAUGGCAUAAGUGCUGUUCUUACCCAAGAGAAUAGACCCCUAGCAUAUUAUAGCAAGGCAUUAGCCCCAAGACACAUGGGCAAGUCAGUGCAUGAGAAAGAGUAUAUGGCUGUAUUAGCAAAGAAUCGACAAGUGGAGACAUUAUGUGCAAAGUGGUCAUUUCAUCAUAAAGACUGA
This is a messenger RNA of Lycium ferocissimum, 474 nucleotides long. RefSeq lists its product as uncharacterized. Lineage: Eukaryota; Viridiplantae; Streptophyta; Magnoliopsida; Solanales; Solanaceae. The transcript has a single exon. Bases 1 to 474 code for a protein of 157 amino acids. The record is from RefSeq and is a predicted model, not a curated record.